Arvicola amphibius (Eurasian water vole) is the source of this 1364-nucleotide messenger RNA. It is a transcript of the gene C9H8orf33, whose product is annotated as chromosome 9 C8orf33 homolog. The record is from RefSeq and is a predicted model, not a curated record. NCBI's taxonomy places the organism in Eukaryota, Metazoa, Chordata, Mammalia, Rodentia, Cricetidae. The transcript has 5 exons. Bases 277 to 945 code for a protein of 222 amino acids.
AUGGGGAGGGAAGAGAUGUUCCAUUCCUAUCUCACCGCGUGCCCGACUGGUUUCUCGCGGGUGCACUCUGCUGGGUUCUCCGAGGCCUCCACGUUCGUCCCUGCGCUCUCUGCAUCCUCCCAGAGUUGUUGCACGCCCAGCCUGGAGCGUUCGGUUCACCGAGUGCUUUUUGCUCGCUGGUCCGCUGCGGAACUCUGUGCCGUAGACGCGUUUCCAGAGGACUUAGUUCAUUGCGUUUUUUAGGAUUUACGUAGCUUCCGGUAAAUUCUACGGCGCAUGGCGGAGUUAGGCCGUCCUGCACUGGAGACACCAGCAGCCUCAAGCCGAAGAACUCAACGCUCUCUGCGCAGACCCCGGCUCCCCCGCCCGGCUUCCGGUGCCUCAGACCCUCCCCUUCUCAGUUCAGUGCCACCUGCUUGUGACUCCGCCACCAGAGCACGUCCCGUAGGCAACACAGUGUCGAUGAAGCAGAAGAAGAAGAAAAUCCCGACUAGGGUCUCUGGGACAAACGGAGAAGAAAAGACCUCCGAGAAACCUGUUCCAGAGGAAGCUCCCCCCAGUGCUGAGGCCCAGGCGGAGCAGCUGGCGAGGGAGCUGGCCUGGUGUGUUGAACAGCUGGAGUUGGGUCUCAAGACGCAGAGACCCACCCCGAAGCAGAAAGAGCAGGCGGUUGGGGCAAUCCGAACCUUGCGCAGUGAGAAAACCCCCUUGCCCCGGAAGAGACAGCUGAUGCGCUCCUUGUUUGGGGACUACAGGGCUCAAAUGGAUGCGGAAUGGCAGGAAGCCCUGAAAGCCCUCAGGACUGCUACCCAGUCAGCCCGGGUCCAGCUUGUAGGCGAGGCGGCCAGAAAGAAGAGCGGAAGGGUCUGCAGGCCUCGUCCAGUGGGAAGAACCAAGGCCGCUGUGGACUCUACUGAUGAAGAGUUUCGGUUCAAUUUCUUCUAGAUUCUCCUACAUUCUGGACUAGUCAUCCUCCUCCAGCGUGGUGUGGGGAUUUGUCUUGAGUGCAGGGCCCGGGUAGGAAUUGCUCUCAGCGGAAGUGGGAUUGAUUUGUCCCUAUCUGGUGUGUGGACGCGAAGCUGCUGGCCCGUGUGAGACUCCUUAUGGGAACUUUUGGAGGAGAUGUUCCCCCUGUCAGAGAGAGGUGCAUUUGGGACCUCUUCCGUGAUAAGCCUGCUUGUUGUGUGGGUUGUAGAAAGAAAUGGUCCUCCAGUCACUGGGAGUAGCUAUUGGCGGUGAGGAACUGAAGAAGCUGUGUAAUUACUUAUACAUAGCGCUCACUUUUGAAAGGAUGCCCUGGCCAUUGGCUUAGUGCCUUAUCUAUUGUUAGAGCACCCUAAUAAAUAUUUUUUUCUACACACAAA